UCCAUCCCAAAAUUUGUAUCUCCUAGUCUCAGGGCAAAUUCCGACUCCAUUGAAGGGCUCGAGUCUUUAUCCGUCCAGCUCUAUCGGCUUUGCAGAAGAAAGCCAUGUUGGAAACCAAGGCAAGUCCAAAUAUCAGCAAGUCAACGGGCCUGCCUCGGAAGCGUUUCUACAGAGCACGAGCACACAGCAACCCAUUAAGUGAUUCUCACUUCCCAGUGCCUAUCUCCCCUAGUCAUGUUGACUACUCCCUUCAUUACCCUCAUGUGUUCCUCCCCUCUUCUGAUCAGAAUGAUAGCUCCAAAAAGAUCCAGUUUGCAGAUAUUGGUUGUGGUUUUGGAGGACUGCUAAUCAGUCUUUCAACCCUUUUCCCUGAGACCCUAAUGAUUGGCAUGGAACUUAGGGAUAAGGUUACUGAGUAUGUCAAGGAGCGGAUUUUAGCACUGAGGGUGGCAAAUCCAGGCCAAUACCAAAAUAUCUCAGUGACGCGGACAAAUUCCAUGAAAUACAUUCCGAAUUACUUUGAGAAAGGACAGCUUUCAAAGAUGUUCUUUUUGUUUCCGGAUCCUCACUUCAAAGAGAAGAAUCAUAGACGUCGGGUGAUCAGUACACAUUUGCUAGACGAGUAUGCUUAUGCUCUUGGGGUUGGUGGGAUCAUUUACACAAUUACAGAUGUAGAAGAACUGGGAGAGUGGAUGAAGGCUUGUUUAGAAAGUCAUCCCAUGUUUGAAGCCCUCACAGAGAAAGAGCUUGAAGCAGAUCCAGUUGUAGAGCUCUUGAGUUCUGCCACCGAGGAAGGACAGAAGGUUGCUAGGAAUGGCGGACAGACUUUCCGAGCCGUUUACAGACGCAUUAUGCCACCAUUAUAAUACAUAGAAAAACUUUUAAGGUUGCUCAAAUGACAAAUGCAGUUGAUUAAUCGGAUCAUUAACUUGGCACGGUAGCAUAUAUUGUUGUUCAGCAAGUCUUCAGGCGGAUCGUCUAUUUUUUGAAAAUUGUAUUUUGCUCUUUUCUUGUGAUGUUGAGACUACUACAAACAUUUUCGGGAAGUUGAUAGUUUUUCCAAUUGACUUCUAAUUU
This is a messenger RNA of Juglans regia (Persian walnut), 1077 nucleotides long. RefSeq names its product tRNA (guanine-N(7)-)-methyltransferase. Gene Ontology annotation, biological process: tRNA methylation; RNA (guanine-N7)-methylation. Gene Ontology annotation, cellular component: tRNA methyltransferase complex. Lineage: Eukaryota; Viridiplantae; Streptophyta; Magnoliopsida; Fagales; Juglandaceae. The transcript is spliced from 2 exons. Gene Ontology annotation, molecular function: tRNA (guanine(46)-N7)-methyltransferase activity. Bases 105 to 866 code for a protein of 253 amino acids. The record is from RefSeq and is a predicted model, not a curated record.